AUGUCAUUAAGUAACCCCCUGCACAUACCUGACAACGCGUGGUCGACGGAUAGAAUCACGCUGUCCUCGGAGGAGUACCUGUACUAUGUGAAUCUGUUUAACUUGAACGACAAAUUCGAUAGCCAUUUUAUCGACAAUAAGACGGCGUCCUCCUUCCUGCAGAAUUCAGGCCUGUCCAUUUCGGUCCUUCACGCGAUAUGGGAGUACAGCGACGUAGAGAACAAGGGAUACCUAACUCUGGAGGACUUUUUCAUUUGCUGCCGACUACCUCCUUGUCUACCCAGUUUCGACAUCAUACGACAUAAGUCCUUCUCUGACAUCUCCAACAUGGAGGGGAAUGUCGAGUGGAAGAUAAAUGCCCGAGAAAGGGAAGACUAUCGCAGGAUAUUUAAGACACUGGACAUGAACAACGAGGAGAAAAUCGAAGGGAGUGUCAUUCGAGAGUACUACCUCAACACGUCUAAUCUCUCGAUUUGUGAACUUAUGCAGAUAUGGAGUGUGUCCGAUAUGGAUAAUGAUGGUUUUUUAAAUUUUGAGCAAUUUUGUGUUAUGAAUAAGAUGGUCGAAGUGAGAAAGGAGAAGGAGAUUAACAUCCCUUUGUCUAUCCCUGCGGAUCUGCUGAACUCGAUAAAGGCAGACCGGCAGGUGGUGAUGGAUGACGACGUGACCUUCCGCAAAGUCGAGGACAAGGACAAGCGAGACAGCUUCAAGCUCUCCUUCGGGGAUCUGCUCAAAACGGAAAAUGAGAAGAAGAAGGAAAAGGGAGGCUUAGAGAAGGGUGCUUCAGCAAAAGGUACCUCAACAAAAGGUGGAAGUCACGAAGAUAAUGAUAAACUAAACAUGGAAUUUGAUUUUUUUGAAUUUAAACAUGAAGAGAAAUCUGACGUGGAUAGCUCCGAGAAGGAGAAAAGGAAGAGGAAGAAGAAGAAGGAGAAGGAGAGAGAGCGAGAGAGGGGUAUUUUCUCCGAGCAUAGCGAGAAGAAGGCUCUCUUCAGGAAGGACUUCGAAAGCUAUAGCAGAUUGGACAAGGAGGAUGACGAAGAUGAGGAUGACUUGGAUGGAGAGGGUGAUGAGGAUAUCGAGGAGGAAUCAGAACGAAGGAAUUCGAAAGGGAAGAAAAAGGCGGGCAGGAAGGAGGCCCGAAGUUACGACGACCUCAGCACAGAGGAAAAGUGGAGCGAGGAGGAUAGCAAAAGGGGAAAGGAAAAAAGGAAGGAUGGAGAUGAAGAGGAGGAAGAGGUGGAAGGAGGCGCCAAAAGGAGAAGCAAAAAGAAGAAAAAGGAAAGGUCCGAUCGGGAUCGAGAUAGGGAUUUGGGCCGGGAUCUAGAGCGGGACAGGUCGGGCAAAGCGAAGGAGAAGCAAAAGGAUCGACAAAGAAGAGGUCACGAGAAGAGCCCAGGGCAAAAGAAGCUAGAGUUGGAGAAGUUCACCCCGGAGGAGGCAGCAUCUCGAGCAGGAGACACGGGAAGAGGCUCCGAAAAGGGGAGAAACGCAACCUGGGCAGGCGGAGCGAAUAGCGCGAACCGAGAUACAAAGAGCGGGAGUAGAGAUAUGAAAAACGGGAGCAGAGAUGCAAAAAGCGGGAGCAGAGAUGCGAAAAGCGGGAGCAGAGAUACAAAGAGCUGGAGCAGAGAUACGAAAAGCGGAAACGGAAAAGAAAACGAAGAAGAAAAAAAAUACGACGAAGAAAAAAAAAAUGAUGAAAAAAAAAAAACGAUGAAGAAAAAAAAAACGAUGAAGAAAAAAAAAAGAAAACAUCGCAAAGCGAAAGAUAUUUCACCAAACUUAUCGAUUUCAAUUAUUCUGAUCUGA
This is a messenger RNA of Plasmodium cynomolgi strain B, 1812 nucleotides long. RefSeq lists its product as hypothetical. Gene Ontology annotation, cellular component: cytoplasm; plasma membrane. Gene Ontology annotation, biological process: endocytosis; endosomal transport. NCBI's taxonomy places the organism in Eukaryota, Apicomplexa, Aconoidasida, Haemosporida, Plasmodiidae. Gene Ontology annotation, molecular function: protein binding; calcium ion binding. The record is from RefSeq and is a predicted model, not a curated record. Bases 1 to 1812 code for a protein of 603 amino acids. The transcript is spliced from 5 exons.